Blumeria graminis f. sp. triticale is the source of this 4947-nucleotide messenger RNA. The record is from the annotation of a GenBank genome assembly. NCBI's taxonomy places the organism in Eukaryota, Fungi, Ascomycota, Leotiomycetes, Helotiales, Erysiphaceae.
AUGCCCACCAAACGCAAACUUGAGUAUUUCGAUCCUAAUAAAUCUGAUUCUAACGACACAGACUUUGAACCCGAUCAAUUAGCAAGCAAGCGUACCCGAAAGCAACCUCGCAAACGCUCUGGAAAUUCCAGAAAACGUCCCAAACGUCCUAGAUACCGAGGCUCCGAUGUUUCAGAUAAUGAAGAUGAUAACGACAGCCUUUUGGAAGAUUCAUUCUCAGAAUCUUCAGAAGACGAGGAACUCGAAUUAAACCCUGCUACUGGAAGAUCGGUGCGCAAAGCUGCGAGAAAAACUGUCAAUUAUGAGGAAAAAAGCGGGAGUGAUGCUGCAGAUAACACUGGAGAAUUUGGCUCGAAGCCUUCCGAGCAAAGAAAAAAACGUCUCAAAUCACAGUCAACAUCAGAUGAAGAUGAGGAAGAUGACGUGAAGCCCACCGCGACCAAAGCUCGUACACGAAUGGUAACAUUAAAGAUUCAUACUCCUCAUCGUAUAAUAAGAACUGGUACUACUGCCCGAACAACACGCCCGCGUGGAAGCAUAGAGCCUUUGUCAGCUGGACUAACACGCUCAUUGAGGCGAGCGCAAACUGUAGAGGCUGAUGAACCCAUGGUCGUUCCUCUUACACCCGGAAGACGCAGCUUUCGUAAAGGCCACAGUUUAGAGCCCGCCUCACGCUCAAAGCCGAAUAAGGGACCAAAAGAGUCUAGAAAACUCACGCCAACGACCGAAGAAGUUAAUGAGAUCAGUUCUGGAAAUCAGGAAGCAAAAGAUACGACAAUUGCCACUGACUUUGCUGAUUCUGACUACCCCGAAGAAAGCAGCCCAAAGUCUAAAGAAGGUACGCAAGAUGUAAAACAAAUCGACCACAGUAUAGCCAAUUCAGCGUUAGACGAAGAAAAAAGCCAGAUUCAUGAGGAGUUAUCCGGUGGAGGAGAUGAUGAGGAAGAUGAAGAUCAACCAAUUACUAAGCGCCGUAGGAGAGGAACAGGGACAAGCAUUCCUGCAACGCAAUUCCAAGAAAAUAAUUCAGCAAAAGUCAGGUCAACUUCACAACGCCAAACACGCAGAUCAACCUUACUUCAACAGGGAGGUAACGAAGUUGGUAGUGAUUUUGAACCCCCUGAUGAUGCUUCUGAAGAUGAAGUAUCCGCAUCUGACACUUCACCCAAGAAAAAAAGUAAGGAGGCCGAGAUAGACAAUAGCCCAGGCUCGACGGCACGACGUACUCGCAACCCAAAGUCAAAGAGUAACUCACAAAGCCGAGGAGCUCUUGAAUCUUCGGAUGAUGAGCUUGAUCAAGAUGAAAUAGCCGAGGAAUUACAUGACCUCAAGGAAACUACACAAAAACGAAGAAAAAUGAGGAGGAAAGACUCUGGAAUUUUGUACGAGAGAACUGGUCGGGCACGAACAAAAGUUGACUACACGAUAAAACCUCUCGACCAGAUAUACGCAGCUGACGAUGAUGCCGAAGAUGACACACCUAAUCCAACCAGACGUACCACUGGUGGACGAAACGCUGCCAGCCAGCCGUGGGAGCGAAACUUAUUCUCUACUUUUGGUCCGUUUGGCGGUGGUGGUGGCCCUUCUCCAGUAAUUGGAGGGCCUUGGGGUACAGAAGUAGUCGGUGGAGUUGAUUCUGAUAGUAGUGAUGAUGAGACAUUGCAAAGACCCACAGGAGCUGUCGGAUUAACACCUACCUCGGCUGUUGCACCCGGACUUCUCCCAGGCCUAGGUCAAGCCAAUAAUCUUGAUACAGCCGGAGGCUUAUCAGGUAAUCCUGCAAAUCUUGGGAAGAUAAAGAGCCAAAAAUCCUUAGCCGAUGCAGAUCCAUUGGGGGUUGAUCAAGACGUUGAUUUCAGCAAAGUUGGAGGCUUGGAAGGCUAUAUUGACCAGCUCAAAGAAAUGGUUCAAAUGCCUCUUUUAUAUCCUGAAUUAUUCUCAAAGUUCCACGUUACUCCUCCUCGGGGUGUACUAUUUCAUGGCCCACCUGGGACUGGUAAAACUCUCCUCGCAAGAGCACUCGCUGCCAGCGUCGGAUCAGGAGGGCAAAAGAUCACAUUCUAUAUGCGUAAAGGUGCCGAUGCCUUAAGCAAAUGGGUAGGUGAGGCAGAGAGACAGCUUCGUCUACUAUUUGAUGAAGCUAGAAAGACCCAACCAAGCAUCAUCUUCUUCGAUGAGAUUGACGGACUUGCUCCUGUCAGGUCGAGCAAACAAGAGCAAAUUCAUGCGUCAAUUGUAUCUACUCUACUGGCUUUGAUGGAUGGGAUGGAUGGCCGUGGUCAAGUAAUUGUUAUCGGAGCUACAAAUAGGCCAGAUAAUAUUGAUCCCGCUCUGAGACGUCCAGGUAGAUUUGACAGGGAGUUCUACUUUCCGCUUCCAGAUAUGAAGGCUCGACAAUCAAUUCUUAAAAUUCACACUAAAGACUGGGGUAUUGAUGAAAAUUUUGUGGCUUCGUUGGCACAAGUUACAAAAGGAUACGGGGGCGCAGAUCUAAGGGCACUCUGUACUGAGGCAGCCUUAAAUUCAAUUCAACGAACAUAUCCUCAGAUUUACUCAUCGAUUGAAAAACUAAGGGUUGACGCUGAUAAAAUUAAGGUUACUGCAAAGGAUUUCAUGAUCUCUAUCCAACGGAUAAUCCCUUCUUCUGAAAGAUCAGCAUCAGCUGGGGCCGCUCCUCUCCCAAAGAGUGUUGAGCCACUAUUACAUGAUCAAUUAAAGCAGAUUGAAUCGAUCCUCGAUGGCCUGAUACCACUUAAAAAGAAAACCACGGCUCUUCAGGAAGCUAUGUAUGAACAAUAUGAAGAAGAAGAUUAUGGAUUUGGUCGAGAGACUAUGGAGCGGGACUUUGAGAGAUCCCGCGUUUUUAGACCACGCUUACUAAUACAAGGUGAGCCCGGUAUGGGUCAGACCUACAUUGGUAGUGCGAUUUUGAACCACUUCGAAGGGCUACACGUCCAAAACUUUGAUCUCUCAACAAUAUACAGUGAUUCUACCCGGUCACCCGAAGCGGCCCUUGUUCAGUUAUUUACAGAAGUAAAACGCCAUAAGCCAAGCGUCAUAUACCUUCCCGGCGUAGAUAACUGGUAUCAAACACUUAAUGAUGCAGCUAUAAUGACAUUCCUGGGCCUGCUUCGAUCAAUUCCGCCCACUGAUCCAAUUCUAGUACUUGGUAUAACAGAUACCCCAUCAAAUAAAUCUAAUUCUGGGUUAAUACGCGAAAUAUUUGGAUACUCAAGAUACAAUCGUUUCACCAUAAAUCGGCCAUCUAGGUCAGCACGGACAUCUUUCUUUACUAGCAUUGGAGAAUACGUCAAAAAAUCACCAAAAGAUUUUCCGGAACCAUUGAACCGUAAGAAGAGGAAGCUAGAAGUACUCGAAUUAGCUCCACUCCCGGAAGUCAAAGCACCAACAAGAGAAGAAAUUGAUGCGCAGAAGAAGAAAGAUCAUCAACUAUUGAAUCUCUUGAAAGUCGCCAUCCAGCCAAUCAUGGAUCAAAUACAAAAAAAGUACAAAAAAUUUCGCUCUCCUGUGAUUCCACAGAGUGCUAUUAAGUAUAUUUUUGAUGAAAAAGAUCCAGAUUUUGUACGUGCUGAUAUCGCUACUCUUCGACCAUAUGAGAUUGGGAAAGAUAAAGAUGGUGUUAUAGGGCUUCGUGAAGUUGCAUCAGGAAAAUUUUUCUACAACCUAGAGACAACAACUAUAGAAGAGCGAUUAUCAAAUGGUUUUUAUGCUCGCCCUAAAGAUUUCUUAGCCGAUAUAAGAUCUCUGGCAAAAGACGCAAAACGAGUCGGGGAUAAAGAGCGAACUCUCAAAGCCCAGGAAUUAUUAGCAAAUGUUGAAGUAGAUAUCGCUCUUAUAGAGCAGAACCCUAUUUUUUCUGACUGCGAGAAUCUCUAUAUCAGACAACAUCAACGAGCUAAGGAAAAAGAAGCAAAGCUUAUGAAACGGGAUGGAAAAAACUGUUGCGGGCCAAUUCUUGAACCCGAUGCACCGCUUGCUUCAAUAAACCUAGGACUCUCGCCUCAUGAGAACCCAAGUCCUAGAACAAGUCUAGCAUCUUUAGUGAUUCCUCAUACUUCAAAUACCACACUAGAUGGAUCCCUGGUGAAUGGAGGACCAGUACAGUCUCGUAGUUUUGAGGAUGUAGUAAUGGGAGGUACUGACAAAGAUGUACAUAAGACUAUGCAACCUCCACUUCAACCCCUUGCAAUUAAUCGAGGCCAGAAUGUCGACAUGAUAAACACACUUAGUCAGGUGUCGCAGCAAGUGGUCUUUAAGGAGACUGCAUCCGAAACAAUUGCUCGAGAUCCCCUUCAUUGUUUAGCAGCGAUGAAUCCAAUGAAAAAAUCCGAUACCUGGGGUGCUCGAAGGCUAAAUGGACUCAGUAAUCCAAUGUCAUCGAGUCCAGCUGAGAAGCCAACUCAGGAUUUCGAUAUACCUGAUACGCAGAGAAAUACCCAAGUUGACACUAGUGACGAGUGGCCAGCAUCUCAGGCUCAUCCUGCUACCUAUGGAGCUCCUCAUUCUUUUCAGGCACCCACCUACACUAAUCAACCUCUGCAGACGGUUUCAGUCCCAUUAGGCUCUGGGUCACAUCAGCAAGUCUCCAAGUCACAUCCGACGGGCAUGGCAAACCUCUUGAAUGACUUGCCCCUCGAAUCUAGCUCCUUUCAGAGCACUCCAUCUAAUGAGCUUAUUUUAGAUUCUUCCUAUAUUCAAGUUGCACUCACUCGCUUCGUCGAUGGAACUAGCGGCUGCUCAAUCGAGCAACUCGAGCGGAUUAACCGCGAAUUAAUGAAUGGGUUAUGGAGCAUGCGCGGUGAAUGGAAUCGUACGACUGUCAUGAGUCGCUUGGUCAGUAUUUUUAACGAGACACUUUGCGACAUAGAAGAGAUACAGCGGAUGAUCGCCGGUAGUCAACUAGAACUUGAGACAAGCCAAUUAUGA